AGAGAAGCUGGCCGAGGGGGCCGGAGCCUGUACUACACUUCCCAGGAGGCUGUGCGCCGCGGCAGGUCACGUGACGGGAGCGCGGGCUUUGGAAGGCGGCGGAGUGUGAGUGUAUCAGCGGCUAGUGCCGAGGGGGCUGCGCGGCUGAGGAGGGAGUUGGGCUGAGAUCUGUCCUGGGCCACGCCGGAGCGCCCCAGAGGCCAGCUGUCCCUCUGUAUUGCUAUGGGAAUUCAAGGACUGGCCAAACUGAUUGCCGACGUGGCCCCCAGUGCCAUCCGGGAGAAUGACAUCAAGAGCUACUUUGGCCGCAAGGUGGCUAUCGAUGCCUCCAUGAGCAUUUAUCAGUUCCUAAUAGCUGUUCGCCAAGGGGGGGAUGUGCUGCAGAAUGAGGAGGGUGAGACCACCAGCCACCUGAUGGGCAUGUUCUAUCGCACAAUCCGAAUGAUCGAGAACGGCAUCAAGCCCGUGUACGUCUUUGACGGCAAGCCGCCACAGCUCAAGUCAGGGGAGCUGGCCAAACGCAGCGAGCGGCGGGCUGAGGCGGAGAAGCAGCUGCAGCAGGCCCAGGCUGCUGGGGCCGAAGGGGAGGUGGAGAAGUUUACGAAGCGGCUGGUGAAGGUCACCAAGCAACACAAUGACGAGUGCAAGCAUCUCCUGAGCCUCAUGGGCGUCCCAUACCUCGAUGCGCCCAGCGAGGCUGAGGCCAGCUGUGCCGCCCUGGUGAAGGCCGGCAGAGUCUAUGCCGCGGCCACCGAGGACAUGGAUUGCCUGACCUUUGGCAGCCCCGUGCUCAUGCGGCACCUGACUGCUAGCGAGGCCAAGAAGCUGCCCAUCCAGGAGUUCCACCUGAGCCGGGUUCUGCAGGAGCUGGGCCUGAACCAGGAGCAGUUUGUGGAUCUGUGCAUCCUGCUGGGCAGUGACUACUGUGAGACCAUUCGGGGCAUUGGGCCCAAGCGGGCCGUGGACCUCAUCCAGAAGCACAAGAGCAUCGAGGAGAUCUUGCGUCGGCUCGACCCCAACAAGUACCCUGUGCCGGAAAAUUGGCUCCACAAGGAGGCCCAGCAGCUCUUCCUGGAGCCCGAGGUGCUGGACCCAGAAUCUGUGGAGCUGAAGUGGAGCGAGCCAAAUGAAGAAGAGCUCGUCAAGUUCAUGUGUGGUGAAAAGCAGUUCUCCGAGGAGCGAAUCCGCAGUGGGGUCAGGAGGCUGAGCAAGAGCCGCCAGGGCAGCACCCAGGGCCGCCUGGAUGAUUUCUUCAAGGUGACCGGCUCCCUCUCUUCAGCUAAGCGCAAGGAGCCAGAACCCAAGGGGUCCGCUAAGAAGAAGGCCAAGACUGGGGCAGCAGGGAAGUUCAAAAGGGGAAAAUAGACGGCUUUCCCUUCAUUAUACCUCCCUGACCCCAGAAUGUCUGCCGUGUUGUACCCGCAAGAGCUGGCGCUGGAGAAACCUCCGUGGGGGUGGGGAGGGGCUUGCAUUGCUUCCCUAGCACCAUCCUGCUCAGUAGUGCUUUUCCCUUUGUUACUUGAUCUCAUGGCAGGAAAGCCACAGAGGUUUGUUAUUUUCUUUUUUAGCUCAGGAAAGUAUGUCAGGCUGAAGCCGCCUCUCAGGCAAUUUAACGGACACUGAAUCCAUUGUUACAUGAAAGUGAGAGCAACAAGUUUUGAAGAAGAAAGAGGGAGAUAAAUGGUGGAGACAAAAGACUGGAAAUGAUUUCCUGCCUGGCCAGCUGGUGGCUGGUGGGAGGUGACCGGGGGACUAGACUGUGCUUCUCUUUGGCUCAGCCUUGACCCACCCUGAAGGGUAGCCAUCAGGUAGAUGCAGUCUUAAACAGAUGGGAAGAGCUGCCGAGAAAUAAGAUAGGCAGAGUCCCUGGAGUUGGCCACAAGGGUUUGGUUACCAGCUGUGUGUCCUGAGGUGGGCAGAAACUUGAACUUGCUAUGUACAUAACUCUAGUCUUUACAGUGGUUAUUCAGAGGCAUCAAGUGGUGGUGCUUCACGUGGCCUCUCUGAGGCAGUUAAUUGAGUCGAAACUUUGGGAUAAGAUGCUGGGUUUUUUGUUUUGAAAGAUAUGAGGAGAAAAGAGUCAAUAAAAUUAUAAAAGUAACCAGAAUGUCCUUUUCUUUGAGAACGUUUGAAGACAUCUCAAGUGCCCCAGGUUUCAGGCAGUAUAAAAUGUUCUUUUCACUCCAAGUUAACAUGUUGGCAUUGCACUGUAGUAAUGGGUGGUUUGGCCACAAGAUGGCACCGUGCUCCAUAGAAUGGCCAAAGCAGCUUUGGCAGUACUUCAGCCAUUUAGAGGAUGAUGCCUAGUUGAUCUUGCUGGGAAAGAAGUUUUAAUAAAUUGAACGAAUUUCUAGUUUUCCACCUACUGUGUGAGAUAAAGGAGCUCCUUUGAGAAAUCCUCACAAUUUAGAUCAACUACUUCAUAGCAUCCAAGCAUUUACUUUACCAGUUUGUAAAUCGUGAAAGCUGCCAUUCAAAAAUCACUUUCUUGUUCGCUUUGUGACGUCAACUUCAGGUUACUGUUUUUCAUAGAGGUGGAAUGUUUUUGUACUCUGAAAUUUUUAUAAUCCUAAUAAAACUUGAUAGGGGGC
Molecule: messenger RNA, 2591 nt
Organism: Mesoplodon densirostris (Blainville's beaked whale)
Lineage: Eukaryota; Metazoa; Chordata; Mammalia; Artiodactyla; Ziphiidae
Gene: FEN1
Product: flap structure-specific endonuclease 1
Exons: 2
Coding region: 223-1365 (380 amino acids)
Cellular component (GO): nucleus
Molecular function (GO): 5'-3' exonuclease activity; manganese ion binding; RNA-DNA hybrid ribonuclease activity
Source: RefSeq, a predicted model, not a curated record